CAGGACAUUCAAAAAGUUAGGUAAGUGUACUAUCCCAGGUUCCACCUAAUUUCAGGCACUCCCAUUUUGAAAAUGUUGACCUAUGUGCCUUUCACUAUGCUGUACCUCAGGCUUAUAACAAUCUCUCCAUGUUGUAUAGCAACUAGGUGUUUUAUUCAGAUUUUGGUUGAAAAUAUACUUCUCUUGUGAGAUAGUUCAGCAAGACUCCACCAGAGGAAAAAAAACCCUGUUUCAUGUUGAGACUAUGCCUUCACAUGGUUGAGGAGUACUAUGCCUGACCUAAGCCUAUGGGAAUAAAAAGUAUUUCUUCCUUUCUUUUGUACAGCCCUGAGCGCCAGGGGCAGAUGCACAGAAAGGUCAGGGAGUCAGUCAGCUUUCCCAGAUGUUCCCACCAAUUAGUUAAUGUAUAGGCUCCUCCAAUCCAUGACUUCUUCCCCUGCAUGACUGUUUCCUUCUCUCUUGCUUCAGGGACCUCCAUAAACAACAUUUCUGGAUCUGAGCCUGCUGGAAACACAGCCAACUUGCUGACUGUUGCCACAGAACAAGAGCUGGUAAGUCACUGUUCCAGCUAAAAUAAUUUUUCUGGUAUGUUGUUGAGAUGCCUUAAAUUAAAUGACCUUGUAACAGCCCAUGGGACUAAUUUGCUUUAAGCUGAAUAUUCCCCACCCUCGGCAAGGGGAAUUUUGUUUGAAUGUCCUUGAAUUCCCUGGAAGUAUAGGAACCUACUCUGGCAUGCAGCUAGACUAAACUUCUGGGUGUCUUCCAAGAACAGAACCUGACCUCUGAUGUAUAGGACUGCUGUCCUGCAUUGCAAAACCCUUUGCCUUCAGUCGUGAACUGAUCACUCCUUAACAGAACUACAAGGCAGGCUCAGAUCAAACCUGUGUGAUGUGAAAACAGCAGGAUUAUGGAACAAGCUGCACAGCAUCCGCAGUGAUAUUUGGAAGUGCGAGGCUGCUCGUUGGUUACCUACAGCUCUUCUAAAAUCGUGUACAUUCUUUAAGUGCAAUGCAAUUUAGAUACCGUAUUUCACUGAGAAAACAGGUAACCUUCCCUGAAGAUCAUUCUGCUAUCCACCACCUGUGGAUGUGCUUGGUUUUAGCAUAGUUCUGCUUAGAUCUGCAGCAUAUCGCUUCUCGAUAUUCAUUAUCGUGAUGCUACAUCUGACCGCCAACAAGCUUCCAGUAAGAGUGGAGCUAAACAACCGAAUGGAUGGUGAGCUAUUUAACCUCAGCUGAUUCCAAGCCAAGGCCAAGACUACCCUGACCUCAAUCAUUGAGCGCCAAUAUGCUGAUGAUGCUAUAUUAGUGUAUGAUCACUUGACAGCAGAUCGUCAGGCAAUCGUUGAUGUCUUUACUGAGGCUUACAAGAAAAUGGGACUGAUGCUUAACAUUCAAAAGACUAAGUUACUCCAUCAACAAGCUCUUAAUGAGCAAUCCCCAGCUCCAGUCAUUCAGAUUUACAGUGAGACUCUGGAGAACAUUGAGUAUUUUCCUACCUUGGAAGCUAUCUCUUGAAGAAGGCUGACAUCAAUAAAGAAAUCCAAGAUUGCCUCAAAUGUGCAAGUGCAGCCUUUAGAUGCCUGAGGAAAUGGGUGUUCAAAGAUUAUUACAUUAGAUUCAAAACAAAGUUCAUGGUUUAUCAAGCAGUCCUGACCCCUACCUGACUGUACAAAGCUGAGAUGCAGACAAUGUACAGAAGACACCUUAAGUUGCUGGAGAAGUACCAUUAAUGGUAUUUAAGAAGAUCCUUUGAAUCCAGUGGGAAGACAGAACACCAACAUUAGCAUUUUUUUUAACGCAAACACCAUGAACAUCAAGGUGAUGAUCAAUAGACAUCAGCUUCACUGAGUUGGCCACAUCAUCCAGAUGUCUGACUCCAGACCCCUGAAGCAAGUUUUAUUUUCCCAGCUUAGUCAAGAAGUGCAGAGAAAGCACUUCAAGGAUGUUGUCAAGACCAACUUGAAAAAAUGCAACAUAGACAACUUGUGGGAGACUAUUGCCCAGGACUGCCCCAAAUGAAGGAAGAGUCUGCAGCAAGGCUUUCAAUACUUUGAAGCCUCACAACAGCAACAGGAGAUGGAAAAGUGGGAGCAGCAGAAACAGUGUGUUGCGAACCAAACCAAGAAUCCAGAGUCUCCCACCCUUCACAGAAACACAUACCUGAGUUACAAUAGGACCUUUCUACCCUAGAUUGGCUUUAUCAGCCAUCUUCAGACUUACAGAUAAGACAAUCAUGGAAGACAAUCAUCUUCAACUGCGAGGGAUUGCCAAUGCUGGUACUAGAGUGUGCCCUUGUGGCAGAGCACAAUAGGGGUAGGGUGGGCUGCAGCAGGCUAAGGUGGUGCCUGCAUGGAAGACAGCCUGGCACCACCCUGGAGGUCUUAUUUUAAGGGAGAAGGUGUGUGGUGAAGCACCAGUAGGGUACUUCCCACUUAAGGACUAUCAGAAUGCUCUGCCACUUUAAGACCUGGAUUAGGUAGCAGGCAGGUGCGGCCCAGCUGUGACAAGUGGCCAUUUUAAGCUUCAGGCCAGCAGGGUUGGAGGCAACAGUUUGCUGCCAGACACUGAGGAAACAACAUUUCCUGUAGGAGCUGCUGCUCCAAGAAUAACGCGGAGAAUAACCCCCUGCUGUGCAUAUAAGCAGGAACUGAACCUCAGCUCUUGAGCACUAAAUGCAGAAGUCUUGAACACUUGAAACAUCCUGAAGCCAGAGGCAAGCUGACAGUUACUAGAGGAAAAGACAUGCACUAAUGGAAGAAGAGGAUAAAGAUGUCACUUAUAUCCCCAUCAUCAAUGAGGCCCCCAGCAAAAUUCUGGAGACUGAUGCAAACACCUUGCAAAAAACCUUGGUUCUCAAGAAAGAGAUUGAAGUCGAUCGUGUCACAGCAGAGCUUAUUGCUAAGAGGCAAGAGUUUAGAGAGCGGAUGGAAGCUGUGGCCCGACGGAGAGCAGAGUUCACCAAAAAGCAACAGGAUUGCAGGACUCAAGCUCUUAAAUUUGACAAGUUUCUUAAGGACACUGCUGUGAAGAGGCGGUGUGCAGUCCAGAAAUAUCAAGCAGAAGCAAAGCUGAAUGAAAUGAAAGAGAGAGAAAUAAAUAAAUUGGUUGCAGAGCUUGAAAAGCUGAGAGUCAGGCAACAGAAACUGCAGAAGAAAGUGGAAAAAUACAAAGUGUAUGAGGAUUUUCUACUGAAAAUAACUGAUAAGUUGCCUGACAACUACCUGGAAUAUGGUGAAGAGUCUCUGGUAAGAGCUAUCAUCAGGAGGCACGAGACACUGUCAACUACAAAUCAGAGCUUGAUAAAAAACUUGAUCGCCUUGUCAGAUGACUAUGAAAAAGGCCAGCAUGACCUUGAAGCCUUGCAACGGGAACACGACACCAGAAAACUUAUGCUGAUUAGUGAACUCUCUGAACUUCAGAUAAAGAGCCACAGAAUACAGGAGAAAAAUAAACAGCUGGAAUUGAAUAUUAGGAAUAAUAAAGGGUACCUCAGAUACCAGAGUCAAGAACUAGGCAGCCUGUGGUUAGCUAUCUCCAAUCUGGCUGAGCAGUGCUACAUGCUGCACUAUGGUCGCUUACAGGAAAUGGGAUUGUUGUCAAAGCUGGAUAUGAUCCAAGAAUACAUUCUAGAAAAAAUGCAAAUUGAGCAGUUAGCAACACGCACUGAUGGAUCCAGAAUGUUGCAGUCUAGUCCCAGGAGCAAAACACAGCACAGAAAAAUAGGAGCAACCAAGGUGAAGUCACAAAGCCAAGUUCCAGCUGGCAGUGGUGGCAUAAUACAAACUCCUAAAAACAAGUUGAAAGUAUCAGUGUGACACCUUUAAACUAUGUACUGUGGUUUCCAAAACAACAGAACAGAUGAAAUCUGGAAGAUUAAGUAUCAGGCGUCUUAACUUUUCUUAAUGUAAAUAGCUCCUUUCCGCUGCUUUCAUUUUUCUUCCAUGCACAUGGAUGUUUGGCACGGGGGAACAGUCAUUGGACGGUAGGUCUAAAGUUAAAGGAAACAUGCUGAAAAAUAAAUGAAGUAUUUCAUAAAUGAGCAGCAGCAGCAGCACACUGAUCCUGCUACAUGUACAGAUACGUAGGAUAAAUAUAUGUACAUCUAUGAUAUGAUUAAAAAUUGGUUGCUAUAUUUCAUUUGUCUCUGGAAAUGAUAUACAGCUUGUGAUGUUAAUUAAUUAAUUGCUUGUAAAACAUAGUUUGGUCCUCCACUGCAAUUAGCUAUGUAAUUGCAAUUUAUU
This is a messenger RNA of Alligator sinensis (Chinese alligator), 4243 nucleotides long. RefSeq names its product coiled-coil domain containing 197 (gene CCDC197). The record is from RefSeq and is a predicted model, not a curated record. The coding region runs from base 2753 to 3817 and encodes 354 amino acids. The transcript is spliced from 12 exons. Lineage: Eukaryota; Metazoa; Chordata; Crocodylia; Alligatoridae.